AUGUCUCGGUUAUAUCCUGUAGCAUUCUGCAGUACAAUACUUGGUCUUAUAAUAUAUUAUAUUAACCCUGAAGAUAAUCCUAUAAUUACUCAGGAAAAUGACAAUGAAUUUGUUGAUAACACUAAUCUUAAUAAUGCUAGUCUUAAGAAUGAUCUAGAAAACAAUAUCAGUAUGGAAUUUAUCAACUAG
Molecule: messenger RNA, 189 nt
Organism: Racocetra persica
Lineage: Eukaryota; Fungi; Glomeromycota; Glomeromycetes; Diversisporales; Gigasporaceae
Source: the annotation of a GenBank genome assembly